Molecule: messenger RNA, 1683 nt
Organism: Teleopsis dalmanni
Lineage: Eukaryota; Metazoa; Arthropoda; Insecta; Diptera; Diopsidae
Product: arrestin domain-containing protein 2-like
Exons: 5
Coding region: 249-1502 (417 amino acids)
Biological process (GO): protein transport
Cellular component (GO): cytoplasm
Source: RefSeq, a predicted model, not a curated record
GUACGGUUAAGGUUGUUUUCAAUCAAAUAUUUCUCUUAUCGAGGUGGUUGAAUUGAUAAGAUGUGAAACUAAUACCUAUUGUUAUAUGCCGGAAAGCUAAACUUUGCUGUAUAAUAGAAGUCAUGAAGCAAGAAAAAUUUAGUUUGAUAACAAACUGGCAAUAGUGCGAACGUCGUCAAGCGGUACUCUAUUUAAAAUAUAUAUAUAUUUAAUUCGAGGUGUUGAACAAAUUUAAAAAUUAAAAAAAAAUGGUGGUGACAUGUUUUAUAGAAUUCGAUAAUAAUCCUUUUGGCACCUACUUUGCUGGCCAAAUGCUUUCAGGAAAAGUAACAUUAAACGCAAAUAAACCUAAAAAAGUUAAAGCUGUUGCGCUAAAAAUUACUGGGUUUGCACAUACUAAUUGGAGUGAAAGUUCAACGACAUCGACGACUGAUAGUAAUGGAGGUACGUCAACUAAAACUAUCACUACCUAUUAUAGUGGACAUGAGGAUUACAUUGCAUCGACCACAUAUGUUGUUGGAUCAGAAAUGGGUUUAGCAGAGCUUACAAUUGAACCUGGCACACAAGUCUAUAAUUUUGCUUGUCAGAUACCACCAAAUUGUCCAACUUCUUAUGAGAGUCUUCAUGGAUAUAUAAGAUAUACAGUGAAGGUUGUACUCAUACGUCCGUGGAAAUUUGAUCAGACAUUUACGAAAGGAUUUACCGUGCUAGCAAUCAGGGAUCUGAACUAUGAACCAAUGGCAUUGCCACCAGUACAUGCGAUUGCAUCAAAGACUUUUUGUUGUUGGCCCUGUAAAUCAUCACCACUGCAAUUGGACAUCGAUUUGCCGCAAACUGGUUUUGUACCUGGACAGAAUAUACCUGUCUCCAUAUUAGUCACAAAUGACAGUCAUAUACCAGUAGAGGAAAUGAAGAUUUCAUUAGCCAUGUUGGUUAUAUUUUAUAGUCAGUGCCCUAGAUCAUCUAAAACAGAAAAGACUACCGUUGCGAAAAUGAAGGGUGAAGGAGUGCAGCGUAACUGCAAAAAGUUGUUCAAUUAUCAACUUCCAGUACCUGCUACGCCACCAAGCAAUAUUGUUAGUUGCAGUAUCCUACAUAUUAUGUAUGAAGUUUUUGUUGAAGCAAAAAUCAAAGGAUUCCAUGCUAAUCAAGUUAUAUGUGCACCAAUUAUUAUUGGUAAUGUACCUUUGCAGACAGUAGUGCAACAGCAGCCUACAACCAGUUUUGCAGCACAACAUCAAAUGCCAACAGCACCAACUGAUGCCAAAAUGUUGGAGGCUGUUGAGAAUAAUGAAAUUGCCGUUGUUAGUACUCCGAUACCUUGGGAAGGAAAUGGUGACAUGCAACCACCAACUUAUGAGGAGGCUACUCAUAUGAGACCUGGUAAAAUUAAUGCUGACGAAAAACACGACUAUGGUGAGAGUGCAUUUUUGCCAAGAUAUCCAGUCUUUAGCAUACCAAAUCCAAGUGCUCCACUUGUCAAAGGUGUUCCUGAGGUGUGAUGAUUUUACGGGAUAUAUUGUGAGGAGAAUUUUAUGAGAAAAUAUAGAAAAUUGUAUUAUGUGAGCAUAUAUAUGUAUAUACAAUUUCCGGUUUUGUCUACACAAGUUUUAGUCAUAAACUGUUUUGAAUUUUAGCAAAUUGGGAUAAAAUAUUUUCAAGAUAUUUCUUAAAAAUACUUGC